UACAGCGAUCGGCCCGUGAAAUUCGCAGAGCGGUUCGCGGCCCGGCUUUCAGAUCUCCUGGCUCUUCCUUUAGCUCAGGUGGGAUGUUCAUCGCGACCGGCAGCACUGACCAUGUCAUCAGAAUAUAUUAUCUGGGCCCCGAAGAGAACCCGAGAAGAUUGCUGAGCUGGAGGGCCACGCGGAUAAAGUCAUCGCGGUUCAGUUCUGUAACAACAGCGAUCGAUUGCGCUUUGUCAGCGGGAGCCGGGACGGCACGGCGAGGAUCUGGCAGUACCAGCAGCAGGAAUGGAAGAUGAUUUCUCUGGACAUGGCUGCCAGAAUGGCCGGGAGCUCUGUGGUAAAUGUGGAGGACAAAGUCACCAAGCUGAAGGUGACCAUGGUGGCCUGGGACCGCUGCGCGACUCCACCAUCAUCACCGCCGUCAACAACUUCCUCCUGAAAGUCUGGAAU
This is a messenger RNA of Staurois parvus, 450 nucleotides long. The record is from the annotation of a GenBank genome assembly. NCBI's taxonomy places the organism in Eukaryota, Metazoa, Chordata, Amphibia, Anura, Ranidae.